CGCAAACCUCAUUCGUUUCCCUUCCCGCAAACUCCCAACAACAAAUCCAAUACACAACCCAGCACUCUUGCAAUAACACAGCGCACAAUGAACUCCCGCUCGGGUCUCGUCCUCGCUCGCCGCGCAGUCCAGCGCAGGUCAAUGGCCACCACAGCCUCAGCCACACCCGCCAAAUCCUCCUUGCCCCCUCUCGAAUCCGUCAUGCUCAAGGAGAACCACGACGCUAGGCACCACGCUAAAGACGCCACCUCCUCAUGGUUGAAGAUCAACAUCUUCCUCGUCUUCCCCGCCCUCGCCGGUGUCGCUUACUUCACCGGUCCUAAGGAAAUCAAACACAUUGCCCAUAUCAAGGAACACCCGCUGGAAUGGAAGGCUAUUCCUUACUUGCGCAAGCGGAAGAAUGCCAACCCCUGGGGAGACAACAACCUGUUCUACUUCCCCGCAGGAAACCCCAAACCCGAGGCCGAGGAAUAG
This is a messenger RNA of Fimicolochytrium jonesii, 474 nucleotides long. RefSeq lists its product as uncharacterized. NCBI's taxonomy places the organism in Eukaryota, Fungi, Chytridiomycota, Chytridiomycetes, Spizellomycetales, Powellomycetaceae. Gene Ontology annotation, cellular component: mitochondrial inner membrane. The transcript has 4 exons. The record is from RefSeq and is a predicted model, not a curated record. Bases 88 to 474 code for a protein of 128 amino acids.